Chenopodium quinoa (quinoa) is the source of this 1047-nucleotide messenger RNA. RefSeq names its product transmembrane emp24 domain-containing protein p24delta3-like. NCBI's taxonomy places the organism in Eukaryota, Viridiplantae, Streptophyta, Magnoliopsida, Caryophyllales, Amaranthaceae. The transcript has 4 exons. Gene Ontology annotation, cellular component: endoplasmic reticulum; Golgi apparatus; endoplasmic reticulum-Golgi intermediate compartment. Bases 162 to 797 code for a protein of 211 amino acids. The record is from RefSeq and is a predicted model, not a curated record. Gene Ontology annotation, biological process: Golgi organization; intracellular protein transport; endoplasmic reticulum to Golgi vesicle-mediated transport.
AAAAACAAAAAAAACAAAAAAAAAAAUUGGAGUUGAACAAACGUAGCAACACCUGUUAUUCUGCAUUCAAAUUGAAUUAAACACACGACAGUUGAAACACAUUAGGCGAAGAUCCCAAUUCCCACGAAAGAGAGAAACACAGAAAAAGAGAGAAGAAAACGAUGAAGAAAUUAAACUUGUGUUUGAUUUGGUUGAUUUGGGCAACUAAUUUUUGGCAAUUGGGUACAUCAAUUUGGCUAAAUCUACCAGCAUCUGGCUCUAAAUGUGUUUCUGAAGAAAUUCAGACCAACGUCGUUGUUUUAGCAGAUUACUAUGUUAUUUCCGAUGAUCAUACAUCUCAUGAACCCACAAUUUUUGUCAAGGUAACAUCACCAUAUGGCAAUGAUCUUCACUCCAAGAAAAAUGUUACACAUGGCCAAUUUGCAUUUACUACCCAUGAGGCUGGUAAUUAUUUGGCUUGUUUCUCGGUGGUUGGUCAUAAUCCAAAAGGUUCAGAAGUGAGUGUCAAUCUUGACUGGAGAACUGGAGUUGCUGCAAAGGAUUGGGAAUCAGUUGCAAGGAAAGAGCACAUUGAGGGUGUUGAGCUCGAGUUAAGGAAACUUGAGGCAGCAGUGGAAGCCAUACACGAGAAUCUACUGUAUCUGAAGAACAGGGAAGCCGAUAUGAGAAUAGUGAGUGAAAAGACCAACACCAGGGUAGCAAUGUUCAGUAUAAUGUCUUUAGCAGUUUGCAUUACAGUUUCUGGCUUCCAGUUAUUGUACUUGAAGCGUUACUUUCAAAAGAAGAAGCUAAUCUAGAUUUUUACAUUGUAGAAGAUUAUGUUAAGAGGAACAUGUUUUGAAACAUCCUAAUUUAAAUUUUGGUGAAAAUAGCAUUAUGUUUCUGAUGCGACGAGUACCCCCUGUCCUCUUACUAUAUAUAACACUUAUCUUCUCAUGCACCAUUCCAUUUUUCAAUUUAAAGAGAUUUUUACGUUGUAGAGGAUGAUAUUAAUAGGACAUUGUAUUGAAGAAUCCUAGUAUAUAAAUUUUGGUGUAAAUUGCAUUA